Penicillium cataractarum is the source of this 1659-nucleotide messenger RNA. RefSeq lists its product as uncharacterized. The transcript has 3 exons. Gene Ontology annotation, cellular component: endoplasmic reticulum membrane. Gene Ontology annotation, molecular function: ergosterol O-acyltransferase activity. Bases 1 to 1659 code for a protein of 552 amino acids. The record is from RefSeq and is a predicted model, not a curated record. NCBI's taxonomy places the organism in Eukaryota, Fungi, Ascomycota, Eurotiomycetes, Eurotiales, Aspergillaceae. Gene Ontology annotation, biological process: ergosterol metabolic process.
AUGAGCGGACCCCACGAAGGCGAAGCUGAGUUGCCGAGAGGGCGUUUGGCUAGGACACCUCCCAGCUCCACUUCAACCUCCGUUUCCAGUGGUGCAGCAUGUGAACAUGAAGAUCGAGCCAGGCGCCGAAGCAUAUCGGUAAAACUUCGGGAAACCAACCAGGCCGGCCAGUAUAUCUUGACGGCCGACGAUGCGGAGCUUCUGCAAGAGGUGUUGAGGGAUAACUUGCUUUUGGAGAAAUCGGGUGCCUCUGCAAAGCGUCCCUUUCUCUUUCGAGACCUACAGUUUACCAGACAGCGAAGUGCCUUUGAUCGCCAGAACCCGUCUUUCUCCUCUUCGCAAUUCCAUGGUUUCUUCACGCUCUUCUGGCUCGGUGUGGCGCUGAUGUUGGUCAAGGUUGCUGCCAACAACUGGAGAACCUAUGGGACUCCGUUCGGCACAACUGAAAUCAUCGAGCUCAUGCUGAGCCGAGAUGUUUUGGUGCUAGGGAUCACCGACUUUAUCUUGUGUUGGUCAACUUUGUUCUGCCUUGGCCUUCAACGGGUGAUUCUUCGAGGAUACUUGGACUGGAGUGGAUUUGGAUGGGUGAUCCAAAAUCUGUACAAAAAGCGAGACUUGCUCAAGGGCCGGCUCAAGCGACUAGAGGGAUAUAGCAGCCACGACUCCGUUUCAAGCAGUCAGUCAUCACCACCGAGUGCUAUCGUUUCGGAAAUUGCAAAUUUGAGAAAGCAGAAUAGACAGCGCAGCUCCACUGAGUUCAAGAGUAUCCAUGCUACUCGCGAUACGGAUCACCUCUUAGUACUAUCGGAGACUAUCGAGAAUGGCACAGCGCUGGGACCGGCUCAAAUGGUGUCACUCAAGGGCCUGCUAACCAAAGAGAUUGAACUAUUAUUCGAGGGACUCCACGGUCAAUUUUCCAAGAACAGCCAGUACCCUCGGAACUUGACCGUUGGCAACUUUUGUGAAUUCAUCACACUGCCUACAUUGGUCUAUGAACUCGAAUACCCACGCACCGAGCGAAUUGACUGGGCUUAUGUUGCGGAAAAGGUUGUAGCCACUUUUGCUACCAUUUUUGUCAUGAUCGUGGUCUCCCAGUACUGGAUCUAUCCCGUGGUCAUGAGAACGCUAGAUAUGAAGGACCAGGGCUUGACGGUGCAGCAGCGACUUCAGGAGUUCCCCUGGGUACUCAGUGACUUGCUGUUCCCUUUUAUGAUGGAGUAUCUGCUAGCAUUCUACGUGAUUUGGGAGUGUGUGCUCAAUGCUUUGGCCGAAAUCACCAGAUUCGCCGAUCGGGGAUUCUACGCCGACUGGUGGAACUCGGUCUCCUGGGACCAAUUUGCCCGCGAUUGGAAUCGACCUGUUCAUAACUUCCUGUUGAGGCACGUUUACCACAGCACCAUCAGCUCCUUCCACCUCUCCCGGGUUUCGGCAAGCUUGGUGACGUUUUUCCUGUCUGCCUGUGUGCAUGAGCUGAUCAUGUUGUGCAUAUUUCGACGUCUGAGGGGAUACUUGUUGUUCCUUCAGAUGACACAGUUACCAUUAGUCUCGCUGAGUCGCACGCGCCUCAUGCGUGGGAGAAGACUUAUGGGAAAUAUCUUCUUUUGGCUGGGGAUUUUCACUGGACCGAGUCUGCUGUGCAGUUUGUAUUUGAUCAUUUAG